This is a messenger RNA of Zingiber officinale, 892 nucleotides long. Its product is annotated as tropinone reductase homolog At5g06060-like. The transcript has 5 exons. The record is from RefSeq and is a predicted model, not a curated record. Gene Ontology annotation, molecular function: oxidoreductase activity. NCBI's taxonomy places the organism in Eukaryota, Viridiplantae, Streptophyta, Magnoliopsida, Zingiberales, Zingiberaceae. Bases 42 to 821 code for a protein of 259 amino acids.
AUUUUCAGAGAAUUGACCGGCUAGAAGCCUAGAAGCAAUUGAUGGAGUUGGGAAAUAGAUGGUCUCUUCGAGGAGAAACAGCUUUGGUCACUGGUGGAUCCAAAGGGAUAGGGUGUGCUAUUGUGGAAGAACUAGCAAGAUUUGGAGCAGCAGUUCAUACGUGCGCCAGGAAUGAAGCAGAGCUGAAACAGAGUUUGCAGAAAUGGAGAGACCUGAAGCUUCAGGUGACUGGUUCGGUCUGCGACGUCUCAUCCUCGGAGGAGAGGGAGAAGCUGAUAGAGGAAGUCCGCGCCAUCUUCAACGGCAAACUCAAUAUCCUGGUUAAUAACGUAGCAAUUUACUACAAUAAACCAGUUCUAGAGGUGACCCAAGAAGAGUACAAGCACACCAUGAACACCAACUUGGAAGCUGGUUUCCAUUUGAGUCAACUCGCUCAUCCUCUCCUCAAGACAUCUGGUCAGGGCAAUAUCGUCUUUAUUUCCUCGAUUUCGGGACUUAAAGGAUACUCUUCUUUAUCAGUCUAUGGAGCAUCUAAGGGAGCCAUGAACCAAAUCACUAGAUGUCUUGCUUGCGAAUGGGCUAAGGAUAAUAUUCGUACCAAUUGCGUUGCGCCCGGUCUCAUCAAGACACCUAUGGCUAAAAGGUUCAUGGAGAAUGAAGAAUGCUUAGCGAAGUGGCUUCAUUGUACUCCGCUCGGGCGUGCGGGAGAGCCUGAGGAGGUGGCGGCUUUGGUGGCUUUUCUUUGCCUUCCUUCUUCAUCUUUCAUCACUGGUCAAGUGAUUACUGUCGAUGGAGGGGUAACGAUAAGUGGUGACUAUUAAAUCUCUAUGGAUGAAUUUUGUGUUAUCAUCAAUAAAAAUAAAAGCGAUGGAAUACUUAUUUCUCCACAUGU